UCCCCUCGCGCCGGGAGGAGCUGGCGGCGGGCGCCGAGCUGGGCGCGCAGCAGCCGAGCCGGGACUGAGAAGGGACCAUGGGCUGACAUGUCCCCAAUUUGAGGUGAAACCAUGAAGAGGAAAUAGAAGGAGAAUGCUUUUCCGCAACCGCUUCUUGCUGCUGCUGGCCCUGGCUGCGCUGCUGGCCUUCCUGAGCCUCAGCCUGCAGUUCUUCCACCUGAUCCCAGUGUCGACAGCUAAGAAUGGAGUGAGCAGCAAGAGUCGAAAGAGAAUCAUGCCCGACCCGGUGACAGAGCCCCCUGUGACAGACCCCAUUUACGAAGCCCUUUGGUACUGCAACAUCCCAAGCGUGGCCGAGCGCACCAUGGAAGGUCAUGCUCCACAUCAUUUUAAGCUGGUCUCAGUGAAUGUGUUCAUUCGCCAUGGGGACAGGUACCCACUGUAUGUCAUUCCUAAAACAAAGCGACCAGAAAUUGACUGCACUCUGGUGGCUAAUAGGAAACCGUAUCACCCUAAACUGGAAGCUUUCGUUAGUCACAUGUCAAAAGGAUCCGGAGCCUCUUUUGAAAGCCCCUUAAAAGGCCUGCCUCUUUACCCUAAUCACCCGCUGUGCGAGAUGGGGGAGCUCACACAGACAGGAGUUGUGCAGCACUUGCAGAAUGGCCAGCUGCUGAGGGACGUCUAUCUGAAGAAACACAAACUCCUGCCAAGCGACUGGGCCACAGACCAGCUUUAUUUAGAGACCACUGGGAAAAGCCGGACCCUACAAAGCGGGCUGGCCUUGCUUUACGGCUUUCUCCCAGAUUUUGACUGGAAGAAGAUUUAUUUCAGGCACCAGCCAAGUGCUCUGUUCUGCUCUGCAAACUGCUAUUGCCCAACGAGAAACCAGUAUCUGGAAAAGGAGCAGCGUCGCCAGUACCUCUUACGUUUGAAAAACAGCCAGCUGGAGAGGACCUAUGGGGAGAUGGCCAAGAUCGUGGACGUGCCCACCAAGCAGCUCCGAGCUGCCAACCCUGUGGACUCCAUGCUCUGCCACUUCUGCCACAACGUCAGCUUCCCCUGCACCAGGAACGGCUGCAUCGGCAUGGAGCACUUCAAGGUGAUUAAGACGCACCAGAUCGAGGAUGAAAGAGAGAGGCGGGAGAAGAAGCUGUACCUCGGGUAUUCACUCCUGGGUGCCCACCCCAUCCUGAAUCAGACCAUCAACCGAAUGCAGCGUGCCGCCGAAGGCAGGAAAGAAGAGAUCUUUGCCCUCUACUCCGCUCACGAUGUCACUCUGUCACCAGUUCUCAGUGCCUUGGGCCUUUCAGAAGCCAGGUUCCCGAGGUUUGCAGCCAGGUUGAUCUUUGAGCUUUGGCAAGACAGAGAAAAGCCCGGUGAACAUGCCGUCCGGAUCCUUUACAAUGGUGUUGACGUCACAUUCCACACCUCUUUCUGCCGGGACCACCAGAAGCGUUCUCCCAAGCCCAUGUGCCCCCUUGAAAAUUUAGUCCACUUUGUCAAAAGGGACAUGUUUGUGGCCCUGGAUAGCAGUAGUACAAAUUACUAUGAUGCGUGUCACAGGGAAGGAUUCUAAAAGGUAUGUGAUACAGCACUGUAGAACUGCGCCAACGCAGAGGGCUAGGAAAGGUCCGCUUCUGGUUCUGCUUGUUGCUAAGGAUAUAGGACUAUUGAUUUUUAGAGACUAAAAGUUGUGUUGGGAGCCACAUAGAUGGUUUGGGCUGAAUGGUAGCACGUUGUUAUACUCUGGUAUGUGAGUUGCUUGGUACAAAAUGGCCAGUUCACAGAGAAAAGCAGGUACUUUAUCAUAGCUAGACUUUGUUUAGAAUGUCAGAAAAUACUUCAGUACCCAAAGUUGCCACUCUUAAGUUUGUAUUCUUUCGGCCCCCUAUGGUACUGUAUGACAGAACCAGCAAACCUCAGCCACAGUUUUCUUAGUCUUGGACAAUUUUAUCUUGUCCUUGUUUUUUAAAUGGUUUAUCUAAAACAGGGGUUGGCAAACUUUUUCUAUAAAGGGCCAGAUAGUAAAUAUCUGGACUGAGUGGCCCAAAAGGCCACGUUUAACCUGUCACAGCUACUCAACUCUGCUCCUAUGACAUAAAAGUAAUCGCAGACAAUACGUAAAUGACUAAGUGUGGCUAUGUGCACAGGCCAAACAAAUAAGCGGUGGCCCCAGGCUAUAGUUUGCUGUCCCCGGAUCUAAAAAAUACUCUCUACUACAAUUGCACUUCUAGCACUUUGAGAACCGGUUGAAUACUAAGAAUUAUUUAAUGGUCUCUCCAAUAACUUCUGCUAGAAAUACAGAAUUUUUUCUGUGUCUGACACUACUAUAAAACUUGAAGGGGAAAUAAAAAUUGAGUCAGAAUGAAUCAUAGAAAAAUUACUAGAAUACUUGAUGUUCACGAUGAUUGUGGUACAAAAUAGUUUUGAGUAUGUUUUAAAAUUUGUCUGCUGUAGUCUCUUUGCUGUAUAUGCUAAAAUUUUUGUAUUUAGUAUUUUUAUAGUCUAGGAAAAUAUUUUCUAAGGCCAGUUUUAGAUGUGCUCUGAUUCCUAUAGUAAUAUUCAAUUUGCUGUACCUGCUUGGUAGUUAGAAGGAGGCAGAAGAUGAAUUCAGGUACUUUCUGCCAAUAAAACUAAUUAUGACUCAUUCCCUUGGACAAGCAGUAAAAUCGGAUCAAUUUCUAGACCAUUUCCAUCAGUUUCAAAUGGCAAAUUUUGGUUGAUUUUUAAAUACGUUUUUGGAAGAACUUUGUUACUAGGUAGUUAAAAAAUCUUUACAAGGUGUUUUAUAUAUUAGAAGCAAGCAAUUAUAAUUAAAUCUGUGAUUUCUGAACUAAUGGUGCUAAUUCUAUUCAGAGAAAUGUAAAGAACAAGUGAGAUUCCCGUGUCAUUGGCAUUCCAGCUCUUUGUUUUCCCCCGAUGUUACUUUGAAUAUGUGUUUCUAUAAAUAAAUUUUUGAAAAAUACUUA
Otolemur garnettii (small-eared galago) is the source of this 2969-nucleotide messenger RNA. It is a transcript of the gene PXYLP1, whose product is annotated as 2-phosphoxylose phosphatase 1. Bases 134 to 1576 code for a protein of 480 amino acids. NCBI's taxonomy places the organism in Eukaryota, Metazoa, Chordata, Mammalia, Primates, Galagidae. Gene Ontology annotation, biological process: chondroitin sulfate proteoglycan biosynthetic process; glycosaminoglycan biosynthetic process; dephosphorylation. The record is from RefSeq and is a predicted model, not a curated record. Gene Ontology annotation, cellular component: Golgi apparatus. The transcript has 6 exons. Gene Ontology annotation, molecular function: phosphatase activity.